This is a messenger RNA of Lates calcarifer (barramundi perch), 1555 nucleotides long. Its product is annotated as neurexophilin-2. The transcript has 2 exons. Lineage: Eukaryota; Metazoa; Chordata; Actinopteri; Centropomidae. The coding region runs from base 199 to 1131 and encodes 310 amino acids. The record is from RefSeq and is a predicted model, not a curated record. Gene Ontology annotation, molecular function: signaling receptor binding.
GAGAGGGAGAGUGAGAGAGAAAUGGUGGGAGGGAGAGGGAGCACUGUGCCGAGUAUUCACUCCAGAUCUUGGGGAUUUUUGAGUCUCUCGCUGCGGAAUGUCUUUUCUCUACUUUUGAAGUGAGUGUAGGCUUUAACUCAGUAAAUCACCACUUAUUCACUCGGGCAGAUUGCCUCUCUCACAAACCCGACUCUCUGGAUGGAGAGACAUUGCUCCUGCAGCUGGAAAAUGAAGGUGCUGUGUUUGAACUUUGCCAUCACCUGUCUGUGGCUUCUCCCCUCAGCGGUCCAAGAAACGGCCAAACCCCUGGACUUUCAGAACCAACAAUGGGGGGAGGAGGAGGGAGGAAGAGGAGACGCUGUGGGAGCUGCGCUGAAGGUUAAACAUAUCUCCAAAGAUUUACAGAUCAUCUCCACCAAACAAAAAACACCUGCUUACGGCUCGCUCGGCCCGUACGGUUGGCCGCAGAACUUCUCCCAGGCCCUGGAUCAGUAUCUGUACCGUCCUCCUCCCAAAUCUAAACCUCCUGCUAAAACAUCCCCAAAGGCCAAGAAGAUCCUGGGCUGGGGCGAUUUUUACUUCCAUGUGAAAACAGUGAAGUUCAGCCUCCUGGUGACGGGGAAAAUCGUGGACCACAUCAAUGGGACUUUUGGAGUCUACUUCCGCCACAACUCCUCCCGUCUGGGGAACAUAUCGGUCAGCAUUGUCCCACCCUCCAAAGCCGUGGGAUGGGAAGUUCUGGAUCCCACGUCUCAGAGCACUCACACCAAAAACUCAGUCCUGGUUCCAGAUGUGACGUCCCAGUUCCAGAGCCCCCCACAGUCCACCAGCUCCACCCCUACUACCGACCAGCAGAAGCAGCAGCAGGAUGUGAUGAUGGUGACCGAACUCAACUGCCGGAUCGAGUACCAGAGAACCAACCGGUCCAAGAAGACCAAGCCCUGCAUGUACGACCCAGGGCAGACCUGCUACUCAGAAAACACCCAGUCCCACGCAGCCUGGAUCUGUGCCAAACCCUUUAAGGUUAUAUGCAUCUUCAUUGCCUUCACCGGCACCGAUUACAGGCUGGUGCAGAAAAUUUGUCCAGACCACAACUUUCAGACAGAGCAGAACCAGCAGCACUUUGGAUGACAGACUCUGUGAGGCUGAAACUGAGACGUCCAACAUUGACUUUUCACACAUCCUUCAAAAUCAUGAGUUCAGUUUUCAAAAUUGGUUUGAAAUUGACUGUUUUUAUAAGCCGUUAAAAACACAUUUUAACAUGUCAGCGAGUGCAGUUUGUGUUUAUAGCAGAACAUGUUUACGAUGAGUUUUAGAAUGUGAGCUUUGUGUUGUUUGAAAUUACACUCACCCACUGAAGAAAAGCUCCAUGUUGUCUUUAAAAAAAAGCAGUGACUUGACUCAUGAGAUCACUUUGUGUGUAGUGUUUUAUGAACUUUGUUUUUCUGAAUAUGCAUCAAUAGAUGUGAAGACUUUAAACCCAAAAAAUAGCUAUUCACUAUUUAAAGAAUGUGAUUUCUUGGCUCAUUAAUAAAACAAAACAGAUACGUCUUUA